Messenger RNA from Wilcoxina mikolae CBS 423.85, 632 nucleotides. Lineage: Eukaryota; Fungi; Ascomycota; Pezizomycetes; Pezizales; Pyronemataceae. The record is from the annotation of a GenBank genome assembly.
AUGGCCAACACCAAACCAUCCACGACUCCGCACACUCCCUCUCGAAGACGCCCUGGAACAGCGAGGAAGAUCCAGCGCGGUCGUAGUACCUCCUCCGCGACUGUGGCCCCGUCUUCGUCUAGCGGUAGUCCCAAGUCGGGUUUGGUCGCUAAGAAGACCACCACUCAAACACCGACCCCGAAGCGCCGUUUCUUCCGCCGUCGCUGCCUCAGCCAUCCCGACGCCAAACCGAUCCGCCGCACAGUCCGUAAAACUAACCAUAACUUCGGCCGCGUUUUCUACGUCUGCAACGUUCCGGGUUGCAGCCCACGCACAAGCUUUGUGGGAUGAGGACCGAAUGAUAAAGUCGGAAUCGACGAUAAGAACGAGAAGUGUCAUUGCGGAUUGCCGUCGAGGAAGCAGGUGGACAAGAAUGGGGAUGAGCACUUCGAUGCGCUAAUCCCGAGAAGAAUUAUGGGUUUUUCAAUUGGGAGUGUGGAGUGAGGGUGGUGUUUGAAAGCUUUCCGGUUGGUAUUGACGUAGAUGAGGGGUAUUUGGGGCAUGAGGGAAAUGAGGAGUGGGAUUCUGCAAAUGAUUGGUGCUGAGGACUGCGCUGCGUGUUCAUUGGGACACCAAAUGGGACUGACUGAAGG